Podarcis lilfordi (Lilford's wall lizard) is the source of this 10148-nucleotide messenger RNA. NCBI's taxonomy places the organism in Eukaryota, Metazoa, Chordata, Lepidosauria, Squamata, Lacertidae. The record is from the annotation of a GenBank genome assembly.
GUUCUCAAGUGACACAGAGAGGAGAUGGUGCAAAACACACUUUGCUAAAGGUUUUAUUUGAGACUGCAUUUUCCAGGUUGUUUGUAUGCCAUCCAGGAUUAUAUAUGCCAGCCCAACAGAAGAAAGUGUUAUUCUGUGUUGCUGGCGUGCUAAGUUUUGCUUGUGCUCUCAGUAUUGCAGCAGCCAUCGGAACUCAGCUGUGGCUCAGAGGAAGAAUACUCUGCAAAACUGGAGCGCUACUUGUCAAUGCUACCGGCCAAGAAUUAGAGAAGUUUAUUGGUGAAAUUCAGUAUGGACUUUUCUAUGGGGAGAGGGUUAGACAAUGCGGGCUCGGAGGGAGACCUUUUCGGUUUUCAUGUAAGUAACAAUGACAUCUGAAUUAUUUAAUGCUUUAGUGCAUGCUAUCGUGGUCGACAGCUACGUACAUGAGCAUUCUCCUGUUUCUUCCAAAAGAUGCGCUAGUGGGAGAUGUGAAAUUAUGUCACCAUAAUAUACAUCCUGUGCUUCUUCUAUCAACAUGUAUUUACUGUUAUAAUAGCUUGCUAGUUGAAGGAGCAGUCAGAUCCUGUGCAUGUCUUCUUGGGAGUAAGGCCCACAGAGUUCUGUAGGAUUUCCUUUCAAGAAAGCUUGCAUGGCAUCGCAGCCUUAAUUUUUCAAACUCUUUUCCAAUACUGUGCUUUGGUGUCUCUUUUAAUUAUUGUUAUUUUAUUAAUUCUUAUUGAAUUGUUGUCAUUUUAAUAUUGUCAUUUUAAUAUUAAUGAAAUGAGUGGGAAAGAAAGAGAACUAUUGUAAAUACUUGCUUGAGUUCUGGAUAUGCAGACUGUGAGAAAUCAACAGUCAAAUUCCUCUGCAUGUUUACUCAAAAGUAAGUCAAUUGAGUCUACUGGGACUUCUUCAUCAGCUAAAAAUCUAAAUGCCAGAGUCCAAUCUUAUACAGGUGUACUCAGAAGCAAGUCCAGUCGAGAUCCAAUGAGCUUACUUCUAAGUAAACAUGCAUAGGAAUACAGCCUCACUUGCUCGACUAAUCAUUAUUAUCCAGGAUUGGCAACUGCAGAGUUGCAUAGGAUGAGAGUUUUGCAGUUCAUCUGUUUACCUUCCAGGAGUAAAUAAUGUUAAAAUGGUCAGUCAUGCACUUGAUUUAUGCAUAGCACCAUAUUAAAAAGAAAUAAUGGUUAUCUGGAGAAGAGUUCAUAAUAUGCCACCUAACAUUAAUUUUCUUACCAGAAACAAUUUGCAAGUAAUCUGCAGAGAGACAUUGUGGCUCGUGAGUCAUUUCUGGUGCACGUCCUGAACUGCAGACAUGAAAAUGAUUGACUGUGCAGAGGAAGUAGACCAAAUUCAUUUUGGAUAUUAUUGAGAAUUGCUUCAUCUAAUUGCAUUCUAUAGUAGGCUUUAGCAGUUCUUGAGACCUCUCUGAAAAUCCUGCUUAUCAUUGCUUCCCGCUCCUGUCACCCUGUAGGAAUUCUCAGAAUGACUUGCUAAAGAAUGUAGGAAGCACUAACCAAACUUUGUUUAUUAAGAUGGUGGAGCUGGAAGAAUGCUUAAGACAUAGUCCAUUCCCAUGAGUUAGUGCACAUAGUAUUAUGAGAACAGUCUGUAUGGAGGCUUGGACUCUUCAUGUACCCUCUUCCUUCUUCUGGCAUGAUUGCAAGUUGCUCAGAAGCUUUCGCUUCCAUUCCAAAGUAAUCAUAUGUUGGCACAUCGUCUGAACCCUAUAUUGUGCCUAAUCUUAAUAGUUAAUGGUAAGAAGUUGGCAUCAUAAAACAUAGCUUGAAGUUGGCUUGAUUCCACUAACCACAGUUAAGUUAGAACACAGUUUAUCAGGUGCAGGUAAUGCAGUUUCGGAAGAAAAGCUUCUGAAUUCCUCCUAACACCUAAGUCACAGGGGGGAAAUCAACCCACAAUCUAAACCAGGGGUCCCCAAACUAAGGCCCCUUGGGCCAGAUAAGGCCCAAAGGACUCGUUUAUCCGGCUCACAGCGACCCCCGCUGCCCACUCUUACUGACGCUGCGUGGCUGCCUACUUCCGGGUCGGAGGAGCACCGGAAAUAGCUUGUGCGCAUGCGCAAGCGUUAUUUGCACAUGUGCAAGCGUUAUUUGCGCAUGCACAAGCAUUAUUUCCGGUGCACAUCCGGGUCAGAGGAGUAAGUGCAUAUGCGCACAAGCUAUUUCCGGUGCUCCUUCGACCCGGAAGUGCGCCAGAAAUAGCGUGUGUGCACACAUAUGGGCACGCACUCCCCUGCCCUCCGGCCCGCCUCGUGAUUGGCGCUGGAGACACCGUCCAGAGGCGCAAUAAGUUUGCUGACCCCUGAUCUAAACAGAUGGCAUUCAAGAGCUUGAACACUGUGGAAGCUAUUCUUCAUUGAAAAUAUAUUGUUGGAACAUAUCCUUAUUCCCACCCCCACCCCCAAAUGCUAUGAAAUAUCCAUCCCAUGUGAGGGUUUUGCAAAGGGAGGUAAGUGGACCUGGUGCAGUUGGCAUGCCGUAACUGUCCUCCCCUGUCCUGCAUGUCCCCACUUCAAGCAUGUUCCCACCUGGGAACACGUGUGAUGAAUGCCAAGUGAAAAACCAUGAGGAAGCUGGGUUGCAUCAGUCUACUUCCUGGCACACCACGAGAAUAAUGUGACUAGACCUCCCCAGGCAAUUGUUUGCAGCCUUGUUUAGAUAACAAUCAAAGCAAAAAGGAGGGAGGGUAUGGGGUCAUUCCCACUGGUCCACUCAAACACUCUACACAUUGAUCAGUUUACCUGCACAGAGAGCAGAUACAUUCAAGUUCCACACAUAAAGAUGACUUGAUCAACACACAGAAAUCAGUGGCGAGUCAGAAGCACGACUCAGUUCUGCCCACUCACCCCGUAUCGAUUGUACAGUACUUGUGUCAUCUGCCUUUUAUGAUGGAAAAAGGAGUUUGCAAUUAUCUAUUUGGCACCAGAGCAGAGCUCUGUGAUUAAUCCGGGGACAGAGAAAAAUAAUGGCAGUCUGAAAUAGCAGUCAUAUUUACUUUGAAUGAACUUUUCUCUUUUUUUACUGGGUGAACAUACACCUGGAUGGAAUUUAUUAAUGUUAUAUAAUGUCCAGUAGCUUAAAGGCAGCUGCUUCCAAUACAAGAUUCAGUCUACUGUGUAAUUACUAGGAAACAUUGGCUGUUGUUCACUGCCUUCGCUGCAAUCCUCAAGGAAACUCUCUCUCUAAAUGGCUAUAAAUGUCUUCGGAAAUGUUACCAUUUACAGUAGAUGCGUUUGCAUUUUAAUGCAUUGAAGCACAGUGUGGCAAGGCUAAGAAGAAAGGAUUAAAUCAUCUGCCUUGUUUUAGUCCUGCGUUUGCACCCAUUAAAUGCUCUCCCUGUUGGCCGCUAUAUCUCUUUUAAUUGUAAAAUGAAUUUGCUCUGCCUGUAAAACCCAUUCAGGCUCAGGAAAGCCUUCUGCUUCAUUUACUCUGGCUCUUGUCUGUUUCUGGGUCAGCGGUUCAUUUUCUAAAGGCCACUGGCAUGUAGAUUCAAUGCUUAUAAUGAAGGUCUGUCUUCUCUUCCAGGGCAACAUUGCUGCUGCAUUAAUUUUAUCUGGUAGUCACCUAUAAAAGUUUAAUGAUAUGUAAAAAGUUCUGAAUGUCGCUAUUGAGGGAAACAGCCUGGACAACCCAGUGUUGUGUGUGGCUUGGCAAUAAGCAUGACAAAAGCUGCUUCUGAUACACAGUGGUACCUCGGGUUAAGAACUUAAUUUUUUCUGGAGGUCCGUUCUUAACCUGAAACUGUUCUUAACCUGAGGUACCACUUUAGCUAAUGGGGCCUCCUGCUGCCGCCGCGCCAGCACCGCAUGAUUUCUGUUCUCAUCCUGAAGCAAAGUUCUUAACCCGAGGUACUAUUUCUGGGUUAGUGGACUCUGUAACCUGAAGCGUCUGUAACCUGAAGCGUCUGUAACUCGAGGUACCACUGUAUAUAAAACCAAAUCUGUGCUGGAAAGAAACAAACUCAAUCUUGCAUCAAGAGAAAAUGAAAUUUGCAAUCUGUGUAAGCGGUUCACAUUUUUGCACAAUGUGCCCUUGCAUGUGCUUACUCAAAAGUGAGCACCAUUGUGUUUUAUGAUGCUUACUUCCUAGUAGGUGUGUUUAGGACUGCAACCUUACCGUGCAAUCCUAUGCAUGUCUACUCAGAAAUAAGCCACGUUGCGAUCACGUGCUAGUGAUGAACAGGGGAAACAAGCUAUGUAAGGCAGUGGUGUCCUUUCUCAAGUUGUUUGUUUGUCGGCAGAAUUUACAACCCACCUCUCAUCGUACAUGAGUAAUAAUAAUAAUAAUAAUAAUAAUAAUAAUAAUAAUAUAUUUAUAUCCCGCCCAUCUGGCUGGGUUUCCUAAGCCACUCUCUGCAGCUUCCAGCAAAAUAUUAAAAUACAAUAAUUCAUCAAAUAUUAAAAGCUUCCCUAAACAGGGCUGCCUUCAGAUGUCUUCUAAAAGUCAGAUAGUUGUUUAUUUCUUUGACAUCUGGUGGGAGGGCAUUCCACAGGGUGGGCGCCACUACCGAGAAGGCCCUCUGCAUAUAGGCCCUAUAACUUCACUUCUUGCAGUGAGGGAACCGCCAGAAGGCCCCCGGCACUGAACCUCAGUGUCCAGGCAGAAUGAUAGGGGUGGAGACGCUCCUUCAAGUAUACUGGGCCAAGGCUGUUUAGGGCUUUAAAGGUCAGCACCAACACUUUGAAUUGUGCCCAGAAAGGUACUGGAAGCCAAUGAACUUGCAGUAGGACACAACAAUGCAAAAUACAAUGCACAGUAAAAACAACAAUACAUUAAGGGUCAUAUCCAGUACUGGAUGAAGGGAGUCGUGCCCAUGCAACAUUUCCCCAUCCUCUCCUCUCCCCAUGCAAUGCCAAAAUCAGCUUCGGAGGGUCCUUCACUUUUGAAGGUGUAUGUGGGGCUGCAGCAGGGAGCAGCGAGGAGGGCAAAGUUCCAUCGCUCACGUCUGUUGCACUAGUGGAACAGCAGGGUUGGAUAUAAUCCUAUAUUUUAAAUUACAACUAUCUCCAACUCUAAAGUAUAUCAGACAAGUACAUAGCCAAAUAUUUAUCACGUACAUAAUGGCCCUUUCAGAAUUUUAUUUAUUUGUUUGUUUUAAUCUAAUUCGUCUCGGCCUGGUGGAAAAGGAAAGCUUUUAGCUGGGGCCAAAAAAUUAUCAAAGUUGUUCCCAGCCAAACCUCAGAGGGGAGGGUGUUCCAUGACCAAUGAGGUGUUAUUGCUUAGAAGUCCCACUGACAAGCUACAGAUCUCAUAAUCUACUGCAGCUGACCUAUAGGAUUAUACCUGAGAUGCCCCUUCAAAUACCUGGGUCUAAGCCAUUUAAGCCUUUAUACUAACACUUUGAACUUGGCCCAGUGACAUUUUUUUUUACAGUCUUAUUUUUAUGAACUUUGCUGUCAUCGUCAUCAACAUUUCUUAUUUUACAAAUAUUAAAACCUACAAAACAAAAACUUUUCUACUGUCUGCUAGAACCAACACCUGUCACAAAGAAUUAAAAAACAACACAACCUGAGAGUCUCUUUUUGAAUUUUUUUUUCUUAUGUUUGUAAUUAAUGUACAGUACAUAGUCUUUCCAUUUCCUAUUGGCUAAUUGCAACCACUGAGCAAGAAGGAAGCAAUGGUCAUAUUACAAAUAAUCAACGAAUUGGAUUGGAUUGAAUCAAGCAAUGUUGGAUGGCUCUGAUAUGCCGACUGCAUUGCCUGCCACAAACCCACUUGCUAGCAAUUUACAUUUUACAUGGUAGAUAAAAUUUAUUUGAAGUGCCUACAGAGCUUUUUCUCAGCAUGUUCUAACCACAGCAAGGCAGUUCAAAGGAGUAUUAGCACUGGCUUAAUCAUACCCCCAUGGAGUGGGAGCAUUUACUCUGCAUUCAAUGAUUCGUUUUGAAAUAUCUGCUGUCACUAAACUGUGUAGAAAUAUUUGAAAAUCGCCCUGUGGUAGCAAGCCUAGUUCGCAAUCCACUCUGAAUACCUUAAACAUUCAUGUAUAUACGGUAAUAGGUUACCAUACUUAAUGGGGCUGUGCCAAAACAGAGACACACUUUGGGGGCAGAGAAGUAUAAACCACCACCAUACAAAUGAUUCCUAUGAAACAUGCCCCACCUUUAGCUUCCUAGACAGGGCACAUUUCCUUCAUUUUGAUCAGGUGUGUGUCAGCUGGCCCUGGAAGGCCAAUCCUUGGCCAUCCAAGCCCUUCUUCUUUGCCUUAGUCAAACUUGCUUGUUGCACUCUGCCUGUUACCAUGCUAUUCCUAUUCCUAAACCCAGGCAAGAAUUUCUUGCUCUUGACCCAAUAUUGAAACUGGAUGUUUUAUGAGCCCUUAUUUAACUACCCUGCCUUCCAGAAUAUCACCGUAAACCUAACUUGCAAGGAUCAUUCUGAUACUUUUGCUUCUCAGAAAAUUCUUAUGUAUUGGGCCAUAAAUGUAGACGUUGGGUCCUGCUAUUAUUUCUUUUUUAAGUGUUUUUGAACAGUUCUUCUCACCUUAUCAGUUUCUUCCAUCUCCCAAUGAUAAGCAUGUUUCAUGGCUUCAGGGUCCUGUUUUUCAGGGAUGACAACUUUGCCUGAUUUCUGCAGUAAUUCCAUUCUCUGUUUGUUUGUUUGUUUGUUUGUUUGUUUGUUUGUGUGUUUGUUUUUUUAGUUUUUCCAGAUUUGUUCAAAGUUAUCCCUGCAAGUAUCCAUGUGAGUGUUAUCCUCUUCUCUUUGGCGCUGUUAGUGUUUGCCCUGAUUGAGACUGGGUUCUUCAUGUAUAAUGCAUUCGGCAAACCCUAUGAAACACUGCAUGGUCCGCUAGGGCUGUACCUGUGGAGCUUCAUCUCAUGUAAGUGUUCCAAAUGUAAUGCCGUGGUUAUGUUUGUCAGAGCCUGGGAUGGAAGAGUGGUUAAGCAAAGUAUCCCUUACAUUUUGUGGGCUCUUGUGAGCCAGUUUUGACUGAUGGGCAGGACAAUCCACCUGUCAAUCAUCUGGCAUCACAACACCAGAUGAUUGGCACCUGUCCAAGUCCCUUCCACAGUGCUUCCCAAGUGCCCAACCACCAGCUGGUUGCUGGGUGAUUGGGAACCAUAGUGCAAGGGGAUUUGCCAGCAUAUUCUCAGCAGAGAGUUGUCAAAGCUACUCUCUGCAGGGAUCAUCUGUUCAGUUGCAUUGCCCAUGACAAAGCCAGUUGUGCAGCUGAUUCAGCCAUGUCUCUAUGUACCUCACAUUUGAUAUCACCUAUGAUGUCAGGUGUGGGGCAGGUGGGUGUGGUUUGGUAGAACAUCCUCAUGGGUCAAAUUGGGACACGUGCUGGGUUUAAACUGGCCCAUGGUCUGGAGGUUCCCUGCCCCUGCCUUGCAUUUUGCCUGUUUUCACCUCUUAACACUGAAAUAUAAACCCAACUAGGGAAAUUUCCUCCCAUCAUUUUGAUGUGAUUUAUUUUCAUUGCACUCGCAUUUGAGGCAAUCUGGUUACCUACCACAUUAGGUAUUAGUGGGUGGCACUGUGGUCUAAACCACAGGACCUUGGGCUUGCCGACCAGAAGGUCGGCAGUUCAAAUCCCCGCAACAGGGUGAGCUCCUAUUUUUCAGUCCCAGCUCCUGCCCACCUAGCAGUUCAAAAGCAAGUCAAGUGCAAGUAAAUAAAUAGGUCCUGCUCCAGCGGGAAGGUAAAUGGCAUUUCCAUGUGCUGCUCUGGUUCACUAGAAGUGGCUUAGUCAUGCUGGCCACAUGACCCGGAAGCUGUCUGCGGACAAACGCCAGCUCCCUCGGCCUAUAGAGUGAGAUGAGCACACAACCCCAGAGUCGUCUGUGUCUGGACCUAACGGUCAGGGGUACCUUUACCUUUUUUACCACACUAGUUAUUGGAGUAAACUGUGGUGCACCCCACAGAAGAGAUAUACAAAGUGUGGUGCUGCUUUGUAACUACUGAAAUGCAAAGAAAACAGAAAUACUGCCUCAUUGUGCAAAGGUCCGUUAGAAAACUGACCAAAUGCUAAUUUUGGAUUUUCUUCUUUUUCAGUUUCUUGUGGCUGCCUCAUCAUGAUACUCUUUUCAUCAGAAGUGAAAAUCCACCACCUCUCAGAGAAAAUAGCUAAUUAUAAAGAAGGGAGCUUUAUUUUUAAAACUCACAGUGAGCAAUUUGCAAAUUCAUUCUGGAUCAUUCUGGUGUGCUCAUUGCUACACAUUCUGAACAUUUUGCUAAUACGCCUUGCUGGAUUUGAGUUUCCUUUUUCAAAAUCGAAAGAUUCAGAGACAGCAAAUGGAGCAGUCGAUCUAAUGUACUAGACAGGUUUUGAACCAUGUUUAAUGAAAAUGGUUCAUCAUGACCUUUUCCCCCAAGACACCAAAUGUAAAUGGGUUUAAAGGCUGUUUUUUUAAAAAACAAACAAAAACAAAUAUGUAUUUGUAUAUUGUGAGCCAGAGACAUUUACAGAGAUAUACCAGCAGAAAAAAGGAAUUACUGUAUUUUUCGCUCUAUAACACGCACCCGACCAUAACACACACGUAGUUUUUAGAGGAGGAAAAUCCGUAGGCAUGCCACCCGUAGGCAUUCCCUGCAUAGCACACACAGACAUUUCCCCUUACUUUUUAGGAGGGAAAAAGUGAGUGUUAUGGUGCAAAAAAUACGGUAAAUAAUAUCAAUAAGAGUUUUGUGGCUCGCAGUAGGUGAUAACUUGUCACUAGGAAGGUAUUGAGUUGGUUUAGAUGUAAUGUCAAACAAUGGUUUGUGAUAACUGUAGUUUAGAUUCCUAAUGAAGUUGUGUGUUCCAGAUACAGAGAUAACUCGUGUGGGAUUCCUUUUCUCUCACCUUUCCUGAGAACCCCUGGGUGCUUUCCCAAACAACCUCAAAGGUUGAGCAUCAUCCCAAACCAUGAUUUGUUGGUUCGGAUGCAAUGCCAAGUUGGUUUGCACAAACUGAGAUGUGCAAGCCGUCUCUAAACCAUGACUUGCAGACCCUGUUAUCAGAUCCUAGUUUGCCAGCCACUCACAAACAAUGGUUUGCCCAAUGGCGUUUGUUUAGACAUCAUGGCAAACCAUUGUUUGGCAUUAUGUCCAAACCAUCCCAUUGUUUUCUUCCAAGGUCUAGAACCCUAGAGGAAUGUAAUGUUGCUGAAUUAGUGUGAUAAAAGCAAAAACUCAAAACUUAGCAGCAGAAGAGGACAGCAUGUGCUUUCCUCGCACAAUCAUGCAAAGAAGAUGGUUUCUAGAAGUAUUACUCUUAAAAAUCUGUGUAUCAGGACAAGAAUAAGAAGUUGACUUCUCCCCUAGAAAAUUGGAAUAAGGCCUCCUUCAUGAAAAGGCACUAACUUUAAAAGAAACUGCAUUGGCAGCAACCAAGUUAAAUUUUAGUCACAGAAAAAGAGUUGUAUUCACUGUAGGAACCCUUCUACGAGCUCACCUCAUGUUCCACGAAUGGAAGCUCCUUCCAUUCACAGAGUGGAAAGGUUGGGUGCCAGCCUAUAUUUUUUACUUAUAUGGAGUGGAUUUAGAUGCAAAUUCCUGGUUUGCAAACUUUACCAAAGAUGCUGCUCAGUGUGUUUAAUAUCAAGUAUUUGAAGAGCUGAUUCCAAGCGUAGCACCUAAAAUCUAAUCUAACAUUGCGGUGUUUUUGUUCUCAUUUUGUAAUGCUUUUAUUUUGUUUUUCACUUUUAUAAGCUUCAGUUUUAGAAACCGAGGUCUGAUCCUCCUGGUGUGCAAAGUGGUACUUCAGACAAUAAAUACAUUCUUCCCCUCGUUCUUCCAUAGCACUUUCAAGUGAUUGUCAGGGGGGCACAUGGCAUGAAGAGAAAGAGAAGAAGAAAACUAAUCUGUGCGGGAAUUUCUUACAACUUACUCCAGCCUUCCGCAGCCUGCUGCUCUGCAGCUGUUUUAAACUACAGCCCCAGCCAACAGGGUCGUGAUUAGAGUGAUAAGAGUUGUAGUCAAAGCAUUUAGUAGGCAAAAGGGUGAGAAUGACUGGUUUAUUCAGUACUUUAUCGCUACAUUUGGUAUUUCUGAGUAACAAAACAUUCUGCCCAUAACAUCAUGAGAAUGUAAACAUAAGAAUAGUCUGCUGGAUCAAGCUAAUGGUACUUCUAGUCUAGCAUUCUCUUCUCGCAGUGUCUAGCCAGAUAUUUCGCCUCUUCUGUUUCUUCUAUUUCCUGUGUAAUAAACAAAAUCUGCCCU